This is a messenger RNA of Carlito syrichta (Philippine tarsier), 1466 nucleotides long. RefSeq names its product KRAB box domain containing 4 (gene KRABD4). Gene Ontology annotation, biological process: regulation of DNA-templated transcription. The transcript is spliced from 6 exons. The coding region runs from base 156 to 743 and encodes 195 amino acids. Lineage: Eukaryota; Metazoa; Chordata; Mammalia; Primates; Tarsiidae. The record is from RefSeq and is a predicted model, not a curated record.
GCUCUUGGCGGUGAAGGUCAGAGUGCAUAACUGAGACCACUGCUCGCCACCUUCAGACGCCAGCGUCUCUGCCCCCUGCUUGGUCACUUAGGCUGAGGAGACCCAGGCUGAGGCCUCAGGAGGAGAUCGCCAUCCUUUGUCUGGAGCAGAACAGGAUGACCAUGUCCCAGGAAUCAUUGACCUUCAAGGAUGUGUUUGUGGACUUCAGCCGGGAAGAGUGGCAGCAGUUGGAUUCUGCUCAGAAGACCCUCUACAGAGAUGUCAUGCUUGAAAACUACAGCCACCUGGUGUCCGUGGGGUAUCUACUUGCCAAACCAGAUGUGAUCUUCAGGUUGGGACCAAGAGAAGAGUCCUGGAUGGCAGAUGGAGGAACUCGGAUAAGAACCUGUCCAGGUGAGCACACGCCAGAAGUCUGGCAAGGUGAUGAGCAGAUAGAUAACUACAAAGAAAGCCAAGGCAAACCUCUGUGGCAAGCUGCAUAUAUAGGCAAGAAAACACUGAAGGAUAAAAGUGGUCAAGAUUGCAGAACAUAUAGAGAAGUCAUUUAUCUGAGCACAGACUUUGUUUCUAUAAGUCAAAGACUCCCUAAAUAUUCAUGGGGAAGUUGUUCAAAACAUAAUUUAAACCUUCUUUGUCAAAAUAAGAGCUAUGUAAAAAAGAAAAAUGGUGGAUAUGAGGCAUAUUGGAAAUUAGACCUUCAUUCUAAUCUUGAUAAAACUCAACCUGCAGAGAGAUUUUUUUGACCCUAAUCAGCGAGGAAAAGCCCUCCACCAUAAGCCAGCCCUAAAUAAAAGAGAAUUCAAACUAGGAAGAAACUCUAUGAAUGUACUGAAUGUGGAAAAGUGUUUAUCCAGAAAGCAAACCUUGUUUUCAGCACUCACACUGGAGAGAAGCCUUAUGAAUGCUGUGAAUGUGCAGAAGUCUUCGGCCAGAAGUCAACCCUCAUGGCAAACCAGAGAACUCAUACAGGGGAGAAGGCCUAUGAAUGAACUGAAUGCGGGAGAAUGUUUAUCCAGAAGGCACCACUUAUUUCACAUUAGAGAAUUCAUAUGAGAGAAAGACCCUGUAAAUGCAGUGACUGUGAGAAAGACUUCAGUAAGAAAUCAACUCUCAUUAAACACCAGAGGAUUCAUAUAGGGGAGAAACCUUAUGAGUCUAAUGGAUGUGGAAGAUAUUUUAGUGUGAAAUUAACUCUCAUGGUGCUUCACAAAACUCAUACAGGAGAGAAACCCUAUGAAUGCAGAGACUGUAAAAGGCCUUCAGUGGAAAGAUUCAUUAAACAUCGGAGAGAUCUUUCAGGAGAUAAAAUCUACAAAUAAAACUUCAAGUGGGAUAACUUUAUUUAUUAGUUAUACAGUAGUGCUCUUUUGCCUACAGUUUCCCUUUCCAUGGUUUCAUUUACCCACAGCCCAAAAAUAUGACAUAGAAAAUUACAGAAAUAAACAAUUCAUAAGUUUUAAAUUGAA